Aspergillus nidulans FGSC A4 is the source of this 2062-nucleotide messenger RNA. Its product is annotated as ABC1 kinase family protein. The transcript is spliced from 2 exons. Bases 53 to 2062 code for a protein of 669 amino acids. NCBI's taxonomy places the organism in Eukaryota, Fungi, Ascomycota, Eurotiomycetes, Eurotiales, Aspergillaceae. The record is from RefSeq and is a predicted model, not a curated record.
GAUCUGGUUCUGGGUAUCGCCAUGAUACACCGUCUGCUCUCUUGAUUUCCGUAUGGCGUCUGCCACUCUUUGCCGGGCACUGCGCCCGGGCCCCUCCCCUCCACCGUCGCUCACGAGCAUUACCUUUACUCAGCGUCAUCUCCGCUCUCUACCUCCUCGUCCUUGUCCAGCCCAACCGCUCUGUCACCAAAGACAUGUACAUUCUGGCGGGUUUCAACCAUUCGUACCUAUAUCACCGAGCUCCUUAGGGAAGCCGGUUCCCGCAAGGACUUACCGUCGAACCCGAAAAUGGCUUCGUCGUUUCUUUUACCUUUCAUUGGCAACGGGCAUCGUGUACGUCUUCGACAAUCAAUUCUACGCUUCCUCUAUCACUCGAACCGCUCGUACAUUCUCACUGGGAGUGCUUGUUGCCUUAGACUACAAGAUCAAUUUCCGCCCGAACCCCCCUCUCGCCGGUUCCAUCGCAGACGUCCAUGCCCGAAACGCCGAGCGACUGUCGGACCUCUUGCGGCAUAAUGGGGGACUAUACCUGAAGAUUGGCCAAGCUAUCGCCAUGCAAUCGGCUAUAUUACCACCGGAAUUUCAGAAGAUGUUCGCGCGAAUGUUUGAUGAUGCGCCACAGAAUAGUUGGAAGGACGUGGAGAAAGUCAUACGAGAGGACUUUGGUAAAUCCGCGGAGGAGGUCUUCGGUGUUUCCUUUAGCGGCGAUCCUACAAAGGGUGUCAUGGAACGUGUGGCCAGAGCGAGUGCCAGUGUAGCUCAGGUGCAUUGGGCCCGGUUGGCAGACGGAAGAGAAGUUGCUAUCAAGAUUCAGAAACGAGAGAUUGCGCAACAAAUACAGUGGGAUCUAUGGGCUUUUAAGGUUGUUACCUGGAUCUACAGCCGCAUUUUCGACCUCCCGUUCUAUAGUCUUGUCCCUUACGUCAGCGAGCGUCUUUUCCUUGAAACAGAUUUUGAGAACGAAGCCGACAACUCGGAAAUGAUGGCCAAGCUUGUCGCGGGGGAGUCUCGCCUUCGUGACCGCGUAUACGUUCCGAAAGUUUGGCGUGAGCUGAGCUCUAAGCGCGUCAUGACAGCGGAGUGGAUUGAGGGAGUACGGCUCUGGGACAAAGAUGCUAUCACACGCACCUGGCGCGGAGGCUGGCGCGAGGGAAGCCCCGGCUGUGGCGGAACACCACUGGACUCCCCGCGGGCCAACAGAUCCGCACCCGCACGUUCAAGCUUCAAGAUCAAACCGGAGCGCAACGACUGGAGGGGCAGGAACGGCCGCGGCGGCCUCGGCCUGUCACUGAAGGAGGUAAUGACAACAAUGGUAGACCUCUUCUCAGCGCAGAUGUUCCUUUGGGGCCUGGUUCACUGCGACCCUCACCCGGGCAACAUCUUCAUCCGCCGCAAGCCCAACGGCCAUUCCGAGCUUGUCCUUAUCGACCACGGUCUCUACAUCCACAUGGAUCCCGAGUUCCGACAUCAAUACGCGCGCUUCUGGAAGGCCCUCCUCACUUUCGACAACGCCACCAUUAACGAAAUCGUCAAGGGCUGGGGUGUCAAUAACCCGGACAUUUUCGCCUCGGCAACUCUUAUGAAACCAUACCGCGGCGGCAACCUUUCUACGCAGCAAGGGAUUGAACGCCUUAGCAAAGCUGAGCGCGCUCAGCGCCACUAUGAUAUGCAACAAGCCAGCCGCAAAGCCGUCCGAGAGAUCCUAGGCGACGAAACCAAAUGGCCCCAGCAGCUUAUCUUCAUCGGCCGUAAUCUGCGCAUCGUCCAGGGGAACAACCAGUUCCUGGGAUCGCCAGUGAACCGUAUCAAGAUAACGGGCUUGUGGGCUUCACGGGCGCUGGUUGAGUCGCCGGAUCUUCGUCUGACCGAGAAGAUUCGUAACUAUGGCCGCCAUUUGCUUUUCCGUGUCGUACUUUUUUCUAGUGACCUAUUCUUUUGGUUUACGAAGGUGCGACAGUUUCUCCAUCUGGGCGGUGGCAUGGAGGAUGAUCUUGAGGCGCAGAUGCAGUCUGUGGCAAAGGAUAUGGGGGUGGAAUUGAACCAUAGUAUUUUUGAGGGGUGA